This is a messenger RNA of Sesamum indicum (sesame), 1816 nucleotides long. The record is from RefSeq and is a predicted model, not a curated record. NCBI's taxonomy places the organism in Eukaryota, Viridiplantae, Streptophyta, Magnoliopsida, Lamiales, Pedaliaceae.
AGCAGAUGAAAGAAUGUGAGCUUAAAUUCAAAGAAAAAUGGGUUCUUGCUCGCCAAGUUUCCUCUCUCUCUUUCUACUUCUCAUCCUCCUCUCGCCUAUCUCCUCCGUCGUCGCUUUGCUCCGUGCGCCGCCGAGGCUGCCGUCGGUUUCCGCGGAGAGGCUAAUCCGAGACCUCAACUUGUUUCCUAAACAAUCCAUUAAUAUUGUCGACGACGACGUUCGUUUCCUCGACACUCCGAAAAUCGUUGAGAGGCGAUUUAAGUUCCCGAAUCUGGUUGAUCCUAGCGGAGUUUCAGCUGAGGACUUAGGUCACCAUGCCGGUUACUAUCAGAUUCAACAUUCUCAUGGCGCCAGGAUGUUCUACUUCUUCUUUGAAUCACGCAAUAGCUCCAAAGACCCUGUUGUCAUCUGGUUGACUGGUGGGCCAGGUUGUAGCAGUGAGAUGGCUCUGUUCUAUGAAAACGGACCUUUUACUAUUGCCAAUAACUUAUCUCUUGUGCCGAAUGAGUAUGGCUGGGACCAGGUAUCGAAUAUUUUGUAUGUUGACCAGCCUGUUGGAACUGGCUUUAGCUAUAGUUCUGAUAGACGUGACAUUCGGCAUAAUGAGAAGGGUGUCAGUGAUGACUUAUAUGACUUUUUACAGGCGUUCUUUAAGGAGCAUCCUGAACUGGCUAAAAAUGAUUUUUUCAUUACUGGAGAGUCGUAUGCUGGACACUAUAUUCCUGCUUUUGCUGCUCGUGUCCACCGCGGAAACAAAGAAAAAGAAGGAAUUCAUGUUAAUCUGAAGGGAUUUGCCAUUGGAAAUGGGCUAACUGAUCCAGCGAUCCAGUAUGGUGCAUAUGCUGAUUAUGCUCUUGAUAUGGGACUAAUUAAGCAAUCUGAGCAUGACCGUAUCAACAAGGUGCUUCCACUCUGUGAAGCGGCAAUAAAGCUUUGUGGAACUGAUGGGACGGUAUCUUGUGUUGCAGCCUAUUUGGUUUGCAACACAAUAUUCAAUUCUAUUAUUGCACGUGCCGGCGAUGUGAAUUAUUAUGAUAUUAGGAAGAAAUGCGUAGGCAGUCUAUGCUACGACUUCUCAAACUUGGAGAAAUAUCUGAACCAGAAGUCUGUCAGAGAUGCACUAGGAGUUGGAAAUAUAGAGUUCGUCUCGUGUAGUCCUACUGUUUACCAGGCCAUGCUUGUGGAUUGGAUGAGAAAUCUUGAAGUGGGUAUUCCUGCUCUUCUUGAGGAUGGAAUAAAGCUACUAGUUUAUGCUGGAGAAUAUGAUUUGAUCUGCAACUGGCUUGGUAACUCAAGAUGGGUCCACGCCAUGGAGUGGAGCGGUCAGAAAGAGUUCAUAUCAUCUCCUGAAGUUCCUUUCGAAGUGGAUGGUUCUGAAGCAGGAUUGCUGACAAGCCAUGGACCUCUCAAUUUCUUGAAGGUACAUGAUGCUGGACACAUGGUUCCGAUGGAUCAGCCUAAAGCUUCCUUAGAGAUGCUGAAGAGGUGGAUGAAGGGUUCGCUCUCAGAACCGGCUGCUGGAACCGAAACACCGGGUGAUGAUGGGUGGACAUGUUUCCGUAUGAUUGAAAUGGCUAAAGUUCUAAACUCUGAUACUAAUUUACAACCUGGGAAUAGAGUCCUUAGUGUCAAUCCUGUGGGUGCAGCUCUUCCUGACCUCAUUUCCCCAUCUCAGAGUGGUUUUGUGCCUGGUAGGCUCAUUGCUGACAAUAUCCUUCUGACUCAAGAAAUGACACAUCAUCUUAACAUGAGACAUAACAAAGGGAAUCUUAUCUUAAAAUUGGAUAUGUCCAAGGCUUAUGACAGGGUGAACUGA